This is a messenger RNA of Papilio machaon (common yellow swallowtail), 1083 nucleotides long. Its product is annotated as fibroin heavy chain. The transcript is spliced from 3 exons. Lineage: Eukaryota; Metazoa; Arthropoda; Insecta; Lepidoptera; Papilionidae. The record is from RefSeq and is a predicted model, not a curated record. Bases 56 to 985 code for a protein of 309 amino acids.
CAUCACUCGCCGCCCACUAACCAGAGAACCAACCAACAAACAACAAAACAACAUCAUGAAAUCCUUCAUCGCAGUCCUGUGCCUGGUGGCGAGCGUGGCAGCCGGCAACGUGCGCGAGAAGCGCGGCUUCCUCAGCGGCCUGCACUCCGCCCCCGCGGUCAGCUACUCCGCUCCGUCUAUCAGCUACUCCGCCCCUGCCAUCAGCUACUCGGCGCCCGCUGUCAACUACGCUACCGCUCCUGCAGUCAGCUAUUCAGCCGCUCCUGCUGUCAGCUAUUCAGCCGCUCCUGCCGUCAGCUAUGCCACCGGUCCCUCGGUCAGCUAUGCCGCCGGACCCUCAGUCAGCUAUGCCGCCGGUCCCUCGGUCAGCUAUGCCGCCGCUCCUGCAGUCGGCUACGCCACCGCUCCUGCCCUCAGCUACAGCGCUGCGCCCGCCGCCCGCCUCGUCACCGUCAAUAAGGUGGUCAACGUAAACAGAGUGGUCAGUGUGCCUCAAGUAGUGAACGUACGCAAGGUGGUGUCGGUACCGCAGGUGGUCUCCGUCAACAAGCUGGUGCCCGCUGCCCUGGUAGUACUGUGCGUGGUGGCGUGCGCGGCGGCGGGCGCCGUGCGCGAGAAGCGCGGCUAUCUUUCCGGCCAUGGAGGUAUCGGGGGCUUCGGAGGCGGAAUCGGGGGCUUCGGGGGCGGAAUCGGGGGCUUCGGGGGAGGCUACUCCGCGCCCGCGGCGCAACUCGUCACCGUCAACAAGGUCGUCAACGUGCCCAAGGUGGUGAGCGUACCGCGGGUGGUGACCGUUAACAAGGUGGUGUCCGUGCCGCAAGUUGUAUCCGUCAACAAGCUGGUGGCGUCGCCCAGCUACUCAUCCGGCUACGGCAGCGGCUACGGUGGCAGCUACUCCAGCGGCUACGGCAGCGGAUACUCCAGCAGCUAUGGCAGCGGAUACUCCAGCGGCUACGGCAGCGGCUACGGCAGCGGCUGGUGGUGAUUACCAAAGCCCUCAGGGUUCAAAUCAGCUCCUCUAACUCGGAGUAACAAAGCAUAUUAUUUAAGAAUUUUGUUAAUAAAUUAGAUUUAUUUUUAUAA